This is a messenger RNA of Jaculus jaculus (lesser Egyptian jerboa), 3951 nucleotides long. It is a transcript of the gene Wdr35, whose product is annotated as WD repeat domain 35. Gene Ontology annotation, cellular component: intraciliary transport particle A; non-motile cilium. The transcript has 28 exons. Bases 111 to 3656 code for a protein of 1181 amino acids. Gene Ontology annotation, biological process: intraciliary retrograde transport; protein localization to cilium; non-motile cilium assembly. Gene Ontology annotation, molecular function: protein binding. The record is from RefSeq and is a predicted model, not a curated record. NCBI's taxonomy places the organism in Eukaryota, Metazoa, Chordata, Mammalia, Rodentia, Dipodidae.
GCCAGGCGACGGGAGCGUCUCUGAGUUUCCGGUGCUCGCCCACCGAGGAUUAGAUCCUGUUGCCUGUAGCGGGCCUGGACCAUAGCGGCCGUCCUCUCUGGGUUCUCACGAUGUUCUUCUACCUGACCAAGAAAAUUACUAUUCCCAAUAACGUGAGGCUGAGAUGUUUAUCCUGGAAUAAGGACCAAGGAUUCAUAGCAUGUGGUGGUGAAGAUGGAUUACUGAAAGUGCUGAGAUUAGAGACACAAACAGAUGAUACAAAAUUGAAGGGUCUUGCAGCUCCCAGUAACCUUUCCAUGAAUCAGGCUCUUGAAGGCCAUAGUGGUACUGUUCAAGUUGUAAUAUGGAAUGAACAGUAUCAGAAGUUGACUACCAGUGAUCAAAAUGGGCUUAUCAUUGUCUGGAUGUUUUAUAAAGGUUCUUGGUAUGAGGAGAUGAUCAACAAUCGCAAUAAGUCAGUGGUUCGAAGUAUGAGCUGGAAUGCUGAUGGGCAGAAGAUCUGCAUUGUGUAUGAAGAUGGUGCUGUGAUCGUUGGUUCAGUAGAUGGGAAUCGUAUUUGGGGGAAAGACCUGAAGGGUAUACAGCUGUGCCAUGUAGCCUGGUCUGCAGAUAGUAAAACCUUACUUUUUGGAAUGACAAAUGGGGAAAUACACAUUUAUGAUAAUCAAGGAAAUUUUAUAAUGAAAAUGAAACUGAAUUGUUUAGUGAAUGUCACUGGAGCCAUUAGCAUUGCUGGGAUUCAUUGGUACCAUGGCACAGAAGGCUAUGUGGAACCUGAUUGCCCCUGCCUUGCCAUUUGCUUUGACAAUGGGAGGUGCCAAAUAAUGAGACAUGAGAAUGACCAAAACCCGGUUUUGAUUGACACUGGCAUGAAUGCAGUAAGUAUCCAGUGGAAUCACAUUGGCAGUGUGUUAGCAGUAGCAGGAUCCCAGAAAGAAGUCACCCAGGAUAAAGAUGUCAACAUUGUUCAGUUUUACACUCCAUUUGGUGAGAAUCUAGGUACGUUGAAAGUUCCUGGAAAGCACAUGUGUGCAAUAUCUUGGGAAGGAGGUGGACUGAAAAUUGCACUAGCUGUUGACUGCUAUAUAUAUUUUGCAAAUAUUCGACCUGAUUAUAAGUGGGGCUAUUGCUCAAACACUGUGGUUUAUGCAUAUACCAGACCUGAUCGUCCUGAGUACUGUGUUGUCUUUUGGGACACGAAAAAUAAUGAGAAAUAUGUUAAAUAUGUGAAGAGUCUCAUUUCUAUCACCACCUGUGGUGAUUUCUGCAUUUUGGCUACCAAAGCUGAUGACAGUCACUCUCAGGAGGAGAAUGAAAUGGAGACAUUUGGUACAAUGUUCGUGCUAGUUCUUUGCAAUUCAAUUGGCACACCCUUGGAUCCCAAAUACAUUGAUAUUGUACCAUUAUUUGUGGCAAUGACCAAAACUCAUGUGAUAGCAGCUUCGAAGGAAGCAUUUUAUACCUGGCAGUAUCGUGUGGCAAAGAAACUCACUGCACUGGAAAUUAACCAGAUCACACGUUCUCGAAAAGAAGGAAGAGAAAGAGUUUAUCAUGUUGAUGAUUCUCCUUCUGGAUCUGUGGAUGGUGUGCUUGAUUAUAGUAAAGCCAUUCAGGGUACAAAGGAUCCAAUUUGUGCUAUAACUGCAUCUGAUAAGACAUUGAUUGUGGGUCGUGAAUCUGGCAUCAUUCAGAGAUACAGCCUUCCUAACGUCACUUUGAUCCAAAAAUAUUCCCUUAGCUGUCGAGCUCACCAGUUAUCCUUGAAUUGCAAUUCUAGUCGCCUUGCAAUCAUAGACAACUCAGGAGUCCUGGUUUUCUUUGACUUGGAUGCUCGGGUAACAGACAGUACAGGGCAGCAAGUAAUUGGUGAACUGUUAACACUGGAACGGAAAGAUGUCUGGGAUAUGAAAUGGGCCAAAGAUAAUCCUGAUUUGUUUGCCAUGAUGGAGAAGACAAGAAUGUAUGUCUUCAGAAACUUGGAUCCUGAGGAGCCCAUUCAGACCUCUGGAUAUAUAUGUAACUUUGAGGAUUUAGAAAUCAAAUCUGUUCUUUUGGAUGAGAUAUUAAAGAAUCCAGAACACCCCAGCAAGGAUUACAUAAUGAAUUUUGAGAUUCGGUCCCUGCGAGAUAGUCGAGCAUUGAUUGAGAAGGUUGGAAUUAAAGACGCAUCUCAGUUCAUAGAGGACAACCCACACCCCCGACUUUGGCGUCUGUUGGCUGAGGCAGCUCUUCAGAAGCUGGACUUGUACACUGCAGAGCAAGCAUUUGUACGCUGUAAAGAUUACCAAGGCAUCAAGUUUGUGAAGUUCCUGGGCAAUCUACAGAGUGAGUCCAUGAAGCAGGCCGAAGUUGUUGCAUACUUUGGCAGGUUUGAAGAGGCAGAAAGAAUGUACCUUGAUAUGGACAGAAGAGAUCUCGCCAUUGGCCUACGGCUGAAACUGGGGGAUUGGUUUAGAGUACUGCAGCUCCUGAAGACUGGGUCUGGUGAUGCAGAUGACAGUCUCCUUGAACAAGCCCACAAUGCCAUUGGAGACUACUUUGCUGAUCGCCAAAAGUGGUUGAAUGCUGUACAAUAUUAUGUAAAAGGCCGGAACCAAGAGCGCUUAGCUGAGUGUUACUAUAUGUUAGAAGAUUAUGAAGGAUUGGAGAACCUUGCCAAUUCACUUCCAGAAAACCACAAGUUGCUUCCAGAAAUAGCACAGAUGUUUGUGAGAGUUGGAAUGUGUGAACAAGCUGUGAGCGCAUUCUUGAAAUGUAACCAAGCAAAGGCAGCAGUGGACACCUGUGUGCACCUCAACCAAUGGAACAAAGCUGUUGAAUUGGCUAAAAGUCACAAUAUGAAAGAAAUUGGAUCUCUACUAGCUAGGUAUGCAACCCACUUAUUGGAAAAGAAUAAGACUCUGGAUGCCAUAGAGCUCUAUCGGAAAGCUAGUUAUUUUUUUGAUGCUGCUAAGCUGAUGUUUAAGAUUGCAGAUGAGGAGGCAAAGAAAAGAAGCAAACCUUUACGUGUGAAGAAGCUGUAUGUACUGUCAGCCUUACUCAUAGAGCAGUAUCAUGAGCAAAUGAAAAAUGCCCAACGAGGGAAAGUUAAAGGGAAGAAUUCAGAGGCCACUUCUGCUUUGGCUGGCUUACUAGAAGAGGAAGUUCUGUCUACAAGUAGUCGUUUCACAGAUAAUGCUUGGCGAGGAGCUGAGGCUUACCACUUCUUUCUCCUUGCCCAGAGACAGCUCUAUGAGGGAUAUGUGGACACUGCAUUAAAGACAGCUCUUCAUCUGAGAGACUAUGAAGACAUUAUUCCUGCUGUGGAGAUCUAUUCUUUGUUAGCACUCUGUGCUUGUGCCAGUAGAGCUUUUGGUACCUGCUCAAAAGCUUUUAUUAAACUUGAAUCUUUAGAGACCCUCAGUGCAGAACAGAGGCAGCAAUAUGAAGACCUUGCGUUAGAAAUCUUCACCAAACAUAUUCCAAAAGAUAACAGAAAGUCUGAGCUGAACAGCCUUCUUGAAGGUGGAGAAGGGAAACUGCCAACAUGCAUCGCCACAGGAAGCCCGAUCAUCGAAUAUCAAUUCUGGGUGUGCAAGGUGUGCAAGCACUACGUUCUAGCUCAGGAGAUCAGUAACUACAACUUCUGUCCUUUAUGCCAUAGUUCAGUAGAAUAAAAGAAGGAUAUAUGAUUUUCAAAUAUACGUACAAUAAAUACUUAUUUAUAGCUACAUGUAAAGCUUGAUUUCCAUAGUUCUAUAUAAAAAUCAGCUUCUUCACUGUUUAGUUAUAUUUUUAAAAAAUAUAUUAAGGUAAUAAAAUGGCUGAAAUAUAACUCAGUGAUAGAAUGCUUGCCUACCACAGCAAAGUUCUAGUUUCCACCGUUAGCAUACACAAAAAAUAAUUUACACAUAAACUAUGAAAUGGUAUAACUAACUUUAAUAUAACUUUAAUAUAAAAGUUAUGGAUAUA